This is a messenger RNA of Oncorhynchus mykiss (rainbow trout), 3308 nucleotides long. RefSeq names its product transmembrane protein 151B-like. The record is from RefSeq and is a predicted model, not a curated record. Lineage: Eukaryota; Metazoa; Chordata; Actinopteri; Salmoniformes; Salmonidae.
CUUGUUUGCGACAUUUUUAUCACAGCUCAGAAUGGGUCAUUUAUUGGUCUGUUACCUGCAUGUUUUAUUCGAUGAAAUGUUUGCCAGCAGAUCUCUCGGCUGCUGCCUUGAUGGGGUAUAAAGGCUAUGAUUAGCAAAUAAAUCAAGAUAUUUGUGUGCAAAUUAACAAAGGACACUGGAUAGAUACAAGCGACUAUCUCAACGUCGGAGCAAGCAAUUUAAGCGCAAUUCGCAACUCCACGCCCUACUGCUAAUCGGUACCACAAUGUCCCCUCCAGCCUCCGCUGCGGCAGCGAGUGAGAGCAGUACAACCACCGUUUUCGAGGAAGACACCAGAGAAGAGCAGAGGCCCUUGAAGCAAUCCCUGAGCAAGUCCCUGUGUAGAGAGAGCUUCUGGAAAUGCCUGCUGCUCUCCAUGCUCAUGUACGGCUGCAUGGGAGCCAUGGUGUGGUGUCAUGUAACCAAGGUGACUCGCCUCACCUUUGACAGUGCCUUCAAAGGGAAGUCCAUGAUGUACCAUGACAGCCCCUGUUCUGACGGAUACAUCUACAUCCCUCUGGCUUUCCUGCUUAUGCUCUACCUGGUCUACUUGGUGGAGUGCUGGCACUGCAAUGCCAAGAGUGAGCUGCAGCAUAAAAUGGAUGUAGAGGGCAUUUAUGAACGUAUCCAAACGAUGCAGCAAGCAAAACCCUGUAUCUGGUGGAAGGCCAUUAGCUACCAUUAUGUUAGACGGACUCGGCAGGUCACACGCUAUCGUAAUGGGGACGCCUACACCAGCACACAGGUCUACCACGAACGGGUCAACACCCAUGUGGCUGAGGCUGAUUAUGACUAUGGUCACUGCGGGAUGAAGGACAUCUCAAAACAACUGCUUGGUCUGGAGAAGGCCCCACUCACCAAACUGAGGUUCACCAAGUGCUUUAGUUUUGCUAAUGUGGAGUCUGAGAACUCCUACCUCACCCAAAGAGCAAGGUUCUUCACUGACAAUGAGGGGCUUGAUGACUAUAUGGAGGCACGGGAGGGGAUGCACCUGAAGGACAUUAACUUAAAGGAGUGUGUGAUUGUGUUUUCUGAACCUGACCACCACCCAUGGUAUGUGUCUCAUCAUGUGUUCUGGGCAGCAUCCUUCCUCACCUUAUCGUGGCCCCUGAGGGUUUUCACAGAGUACCGCACUGCCUACGUCCAUUACCGUGUGGAGAAACUCUUCGGGGCGGAAUACGUCCCUGUGACGCCUCUCGAUGAACGCCCUUACAGCCACCGGAUCCCUCGGGUCAACACCAUCGACAGCACAGAGCUGGAGUGGCACAUCCGUUCUAACCAGCAGUUAGUGCCUAGCUACUCUGAGGCCGGACUCAUGGAACUGGCCCAGUGCUCCUCUGGUGGCUUUGGCGGUUUAAGACAGAACUGCGAGCGCUGUCACCGGGCAAUGAGCAGCUCCUCUGUUUUCUCCAGGAGUGCCCUCAGCAUAUGUACCGGCAGUAGCCCGCGGGUCGGCCGGGUGCCCUACAGUGGCAGCCGCUUCUCCUUGGGCCGGCGCUACGGAUCGCGACGCAGCUGUUUCUGGAGGAGUAGAAGCAGUUUGGAUGAGCAAUUGAGUCCCAGUGAGAACACCCGCUGCCUUUCCGGGCGCCUAACCACUGACGACGAGGACCCCCCAGAUUACCAAGAUGCCCUCUGCUUCCCCGUGCUAAUUUUUCACUGUAGUGAGAACUGCCACAAUCACAGGUCCUUUCAUAGGAAUGGCUCCUGUGUGGAGACCUCUCUUUGACAAUGCAAUGUAUUCACAGAUAGCAUGACUUUGUGUGUGAACAAAGAUGUCCCGUGUGACACUAACAACUACAGAAAACCUCAUGGCAUAAGAUUGUUAAUGGGAUUGGAUAGAUGUAAAUCUUAGGUGCAUAUUCCCUCAAUACCUUUUAACUAGUGAUCACUAGGGGUUACAUUUAGGCAGUGACAACACUAAAAUAUGGAGAUGUUACCAAAAAAGAAAUGUACACAUUCAAUGCAGUCAAGUCAUUUUUAAAAAAAACUUUAGGCAUAAGCCAAGGCCGGUGGGGAUGGAUGCUGGAGUCUAUGUUCUAUAUACGUUAAUAAGUGUAUUGAGUAUAAUUGUAUUUGCAUUCAUUUCAUAAAUACUUUCAUAAAGUCUUCCUCUUAAUUAUGAAAUAACAAUACACAUUUAUUCAACACCUCAGUUGAGAGAAGUUUUUCAAAUUAAAGUAAUCUGGAAAAAAAAUCAACAGCAAUAACUAUGACUUCACCAUUCUCUCAUAAUUGGAACCAACAUGUUGAGAUAACUGCCAAAUGAAAACAAACAUCAAUGGCACAGUUUCUAUGACUUCCUUUUGUUUGUAUCAGUUCUAUUUGAACACUAUAUGAUAGUCACAUAGGCUAUUGAAAUGUAACAUUGCUUACUUAAUCUACUAGUGGUGCCCCAACACCUUUUUAACAAGACAGAACUGCGAGCGCUGUCACCGGGCAAUGAGCAGCUCCUCUGCAAGUUAUACAACUACACUUUUCAGAGGGGUUUUGGUUUUCCCAUUGGUUUAAUAAUAUGAAGCACAUGAGACAUAUUUUCAUAUAAGAACAUGGCUCAAAUUCUUUCCAACAACUCACAAAUAUCUGUUAAUAAUCACUUAAGGUCACACUAGACAUGAUGAAUUGUAGCUGUAAAUGUUGAAUUGUAUAUGAAUGUUAAUGUAUAUUUCUUCUCAAACUUUGUAGCAAGUAUGUGUUUAAAUUGACAAAUAUGUAUAUUAACAUGUCUGGACAAUACAUAAAAUAUGACAGUGAUGGGAAAAGUAAUUCCAUAGUCUUGUGCAAUGCAAAUAAGAUAUUGCAACAAAAUAAUCACAAAUAAUAAAUACACUGUCACCAGUUUGUGAGGCACAUUGUAUCCUUUGAAUGAUUGAAAAAAUAAACCUCCCACUGGGCACAGACAUCAAUUCAAUGUCUAUUCCACGUUGGUUACACGUCAUUUCAUUGAGAUGACUUGGAAACAACGUUGACUCAACCAGUGUGUGCCCAGUGGGGUACUGAUCACAAACCAACAUUUAGGUUAAAAUAUAUAUAUAUAUAUUUUUUUUAAAAGAGCAUGAACAAAUACUGAUUAAAGUUUUUGAUUGAAAUAUUGGAAAAUAUUAAUUUAAAUGUUAUGGAAAAAACAAGAAUGUCGCCCAUACGCCUCUGAUUUAUUUGUGUAGUUUUCAUGAGGUGUAAAUACACCUGUACUAGGCUACACUCUCUUUCCAAUAAAAAGCAACAUACUGAUACUCUUGCUUGUGCAGAUUGUAUUUUCCUCUACGAUG